Molecule: messenger RNA, 998 nt
Organism: Bipolaris sorokiniana ND90Pr
Lineage: Eukaryota; Fungi; Ascomycota; Dothideomycetes; Pleosporales; Pleosporaceae
Exons: 3
Coding region: 54-614 (186 amino acids)
Source: RefSeq, a predicted model, not a curated record
UUCGACCAAGUGCAUCAUCGCUCAACGACGCCUGCCGUCCCACCAUCGCAACAAUGGGUGCCGAGAACUCGAAACCCUCGUCUGAGGUCAAGCAGCAUGUCUUCUCCCCAGAUCACCCCGUCAGCUUCUCCAAUGAGCUGGUCGGUUCGCUGCAGAAGAAUCCUUUCACAGACUCAGCACGGUCAAGACAAUUGGAACUUCAGUACCAGGAACGUCUGACAGCUGAACUCGAGAAACUGCGCGCCCAAGAGAUUCAGAACUUCAACAAGAUCAGCGAAACCCUGUCAGACGAGAUUCAGCAACCCAGCGAGCCCUCGCUUGUCGAGAAGAUUCAAGACGCCACAUCCAGCAGCUCCACGCUCGCUGAAAAGCAGAGGCAAAAGGACAUGAGCAGGGACAGCGUUACUAAGGAAAUUGAGCGCCUUAAGGCCAAGCUCGAGCAGAGAAAGAAACUGGAGCAGGCCGACGCCGACGUGACAAAGGCAAAGGAGGCCGUAGUCGCGUGUCUGAGGACCCACGACCGUCGCCCGCUGGACUGCUGGAAGGAGGUGGAGGCUUUCAAGCACGAGGUCGGCCGGCUGGAGAAGGAGUUUGUGCACAAGACAAUCUCAUGAGUGACAUCACAUGCAUUUUGUUUGCACGAGCUUCGAGGCUGGCAUUUUCUGUAUAGAUAGAUAAGGCGUGGUGAAUUACCCUGGACGUCUUCCUCGUUCUUGGACUCGUUGUGCCACUUGACUCCCUGUCUAUGUGUCUGCUCUUUCCCUACUUGUCACCGCUUCUUCCAGAUUAUUUUGCCUGGCCAAAUUCACCUUCACUACAAAGCGGCAUCCACUGUAGCUUGAUUCCUUCACUUCACCACAAUCCAUCAGUGGGGCUGCUUUCACUCCUCUACCGCUACUCCGCUGCUGCAAGAACCACGCACAAACUCUCUGCUGUCACCUCUUGCUAAAUACCUCCCUACUACACGAAUUGACAGCCGUGCGUAGAACAAAGCUGCU